This is a messenger RNA of Medioppia subpectinata, 1434 nucleotides long. The record is from the annotation of a GenBank genome assembly. Lineage: Eukaryota; Metazoa; Arthropoda; Arachnida; Sarcoptiformes; Oppiidae.
CAAUAUUGUCGUCAAUUGAGACCAAAUUUGCGUCUUAUUUGUUUGAAAAGCAAAGCAUUUGAGAGUUUAAUACAAUUUAAACGAUAAAAUGCAACACCAAAUGGAAAACCGUAAGAAUUUUAACCCUCCGGCGGCUAAUACUGUUAGCUAUGAAAACGGGCCCAAAGUUUCGUAUGAUUUCUAUUUCAAAAUAUUUGGGCUUAUAUCGACGGGACUGGACUUUGGACAGAGAUAUGGGCCCAUAAAACAGGACAGAACUUCAGCGAACCUGAAAAGGCUUUAUUGUCAACUAAUUUGUGCCAUUUUAUGGUUCUUCGCCAUCCGAUCGUUUGUUUUGAUGUUUAUCGGCGACCGAGAGAUUCAGCUAAUGUUAGGCGAUAUCUCCGGCUUCUGGAAUGACUAUCGCAUGUAUUACUUAAUGCCGACCUUUUAUUACGCCCUCCAGAGCGCUAUCACUGCAACCAUUUUCGUUAGAAAUGAACAGGAAUUGGCUUGGCUCGUGCCCUUUGUGUCAGUGAAACAGCUUCAGUCCAAUAGCGCCCGAACCGCCAAAUAUGACACCAAUAGUCACGAGAAAAGAACCAGAAUUACAAUAGUUAUCAAUAAUCUGAUAGUCAUUGCGUCGACCGGUUUAGUGGGCGCUCUGUAUGUGAUGACUGCCUGGGAAAACAUGGAAAUGUCGUCUUUCCGGCUCUUCAUCCCGUGGAUCGGUAUUCAGACUCUAUGGGUGUUCUACAUGUCGGGGAUCAACAUGUUUACCAUGACGUACUUCAACCUCAUAUGUCUUAUUCUUAGCAAUCGCUUCAAACAGGUGUGCAAAGACAUCGAAGCCUUAGCCGAAUCAGAUCCGGGACCGUUGGGCAGCAAAAACAACGCUCUCUCCACUCUAUACUACGAACACAACGAGAUCUGCGAAUUGGUGGACGAGUCCAACAACUUCUGGCAAUCGUUCAUAUUCUUCAACUACAUGUGUCACAUCCCAUGCAAUUGCUAUGCGCUCUACAAUCUAUUCUUCGCUGAAUUUGAUGAUCUUCUGGCGAUCGUCACGUGGACUGUAUUCCUACACACUUUGCUUUUCCUCGGAUUUAUAUCGCUGUCAGCGGCCGACGUGUCCGCAGAAGCUCACAGCCCUUACACAGCGUUGCAUACAUUAUCUCUGCUUCAACUGCCCAUUGAUCUGGAAGUUAAUAUGUCGACAUUCUUGCAUCGGGUGAGAGGACCCACUAUUGGCUAUUCAUGUCUCGAUCUGUUUGUUAUAACAAACGCCAGUAUUUCAAAUACCAUCGCUGCGGUGGCCUCAUACUUCUUGAUUGUGGCCGACUUCAGUCGAUCCACAGCUGCGGCCAAUGCGGCCGAGAAGAAGAUAGAGGCGGCUAAGGCUGCUCUCAACGCAACUCUCGCUAAUACUGGAACCGCUCAAUGAUUUAUUGCUAC